CCGCCCUUGACUAAUGAACGGUAUUAUUGCCCCAACUAUGGUAUCCAUGUGCGUCUAAAGCAUCCCCCGUGAGCUAGAAAUGCGUGUAGCUCCCCCAAUGUCCUGCACAAAGUUCCAUGUCUGCGUCAUCCUGUCCCUGGCUACAAGCACCCUAGCUGGAUACCUCCCGCAUCGCUACACUUUUGGCAGCAAUGUAGGCCUUGCAAGCGACGUUGCCCUAUACUGUGGUGUUGACCUCGGCAGUGGCGUUGGCUUCCCCAGCUAUGGUCUUAGCAACGAAAUUGGCUACUCCGGUCUCACCGACUUCGGGGUCGGCCAUGGGCUUCCCUGCGGAACAGCCGUCAGAUACGCUGUUGCAGCCCCAGCUGUUGGUCGUACCGUCUCCACUUACGAUGCUGCUCCAGGAGUGAUGGCUGCAAACUCUGCUCCAGCUGUCACUAACUACGCCACUGCUCCAGCCGUGUCCCGCUUCGCCACCUACCAGUCUUCUCCAGCUGUCGCUACCUACGCUGAUUCAGCCUAUGUCACCUCCCGGAGCGUCCGAGGCAUCACUGCUGCUUCAGAUGAAGCCCCUGCUAUCUCGCGCAUCACCACCUCCGAGUCGGCUCCAGUUGUCACUACCAACGAUGCGUCGGCUGCCUCCCCUGUCAAUUCUCGGAGCGUCCAAGGCGUCGCUGCUGCCUCAGCUGCAGACCCUGCUCUGUCGCGCCUCACCACCUCCGAGUCGGCUCCAGUUGUCACUACCGACGCUCCUCCCGCUGUUUCCCAUGUUACCUCCCGGAGCGUCCGAGGCGUCGCUGAAUCCUCAGUCGCAGCCCCUGCUAUGUCGCGCAUCACCACCUCCGAGUCGGCUCCAGUUGUCACUACCAACGAUGCGUCGGCUGUCUCCCCUGUCAACUCUCGGAGUGUCCAAGGCGUCGCUGCUGCCUCAGCUCCAGCCCCUGCUCUGUCGCGCCUCACCACCUCUGAGUCCACUCCAGUUGUCGCUACCAACGUAGCCCCAGCUGUCACCAAAGUUCUCCGGUCUGCCCCAACUGUCGCUGCUGCUCCAGCUGUGUCCUACGUGACAACCUUCAAGGCGACCCCAGCUGCCGCCACCGUCGUUCACGCUGCCCCAAUCACCACCUUCACCAUUGACCCAGCUGUAGCUGCAAUUUACGCUCCCCCACCUCGUCUGAUCACCAACGUCAACUACAUGCCAGCUGUGGCUACCGUUGGAUCCACUGCACCGGCCUUCGCUACCUACCAGGCCGCCCCAGUCUACGGCUACGGUGUUGGAAACCUCGGCUACGGCGCUGGCCACCACGGUCUCGGCCUCGGACUUGGUGUCCACGGCCUGAACUACGACUAUGGUCUUGGAACUCCCUCCUACUAUAACAACCGCUUCCACAGGAAGAAGUAAAUCAGUCUACCCUUCAGAAGAUAUGGUGCCUAAAAAAAGAACAUCUUGAGCUUGGGCUCAUUUGUUUAGGUUGUUAAAUAUAGUAGCAAAAUAAAUUUUCCUUGUACAAAAUGAGCUCAUUCAAA
Messenger RNA from Dermacentor albipictus, 1527 nucleotides. RefSeq lists its product as uncharacterized. NCBI's taxonomy places the organism in Eukaryota, Metazoa, Arthropoda, Arachnida, Ixodida, Ixodidae. The record is from RefSeq and is a predicted model, not a curated record.